This is a messenger RNA of Rotaria sp. Silwood1, 1419 nucleotides long. NCBI's taxonomy places the organism in Eukaryota, Metazoa, Rotifera, Eurotatoria, Philodinida, Philodinidae. The record is from the annotation of a GenBank genome assembly.
AUGUUAUAUUCUUACGAAGCUGAAGAAUUAUCAAAAAAAGUUAUGGAACAAAAUAUUGAAUUACAACAUGAAAUUGAAACAUUUCGUUCUAAACUUGAUUAUAUUGUAACAUAUAUUAAUCAAAAAUUGGAUCAACAAAAAACAAUAACGACAACAUCAACAUCAUCAUCUUUAUCUAUACAUCAAUUGGUAUUUGAAACUAUGCAACAAACAGAAAUGAAAUUACUUGAAUUUAAAUUAAAAUUUAUUUCACAACAAGAAGAAAAUGAUCUUUUAAAAUAUUUAAUGGAAAAAUCACAAAAUAUAUCAGAUAUUGAACAAACAAAAUUAUUUUCUAUUAUUCAACAACGUUCACUUGAACGUGAAAUUGAUCUUGUUCGUCAAGAACUUGAAAUUACAGAGAAAAAAACUAUUCAAUUUGAACAAACAUUUGAUAAUUCAGAUGAAGGAAUUAAAUUUCAUAUGGAAAAUCUUAAAUUAAAAUGUGAUGUAUUACAUAAACAUAUUCUAACAUGUAGUCAACGAUUAGAUGAUAUUAAUAAACAAAAUCUUAUGAAAUUAACAAAUGAAAAUCAAAUAUUAAAAAUUAGAACUCAACAUGAAGAAUCAAAUAUUGAUAAUAAACAUAUUGAACUUGAAUUUGAAUUAUUACGUUUACGUGAACGUUAUAGUGAAUUAAUUGAACAUACAAAUACACUUAAAUAUGAAUUAAAUAAUGCAGAAAAACAAUUACAUGAAAAAGAAAAAAUUGAGCCAAAUUUAAAUGUUGAUUUGGAAAAAGAACGACGACGUGCAGAUGAAUUUGAAAAUGAUUAUAAAUCUUUAAAAAUAAAAUUUGAUGAUGUAUGUGAACGUAUUCGUAUAGCUACACAUCAAUUAGAACAUGUACAAAUUGUACUUGAAGAAACAUCACGUCGUUGUGAACAAUUAGAAAAAGAAAAGUCCGAAAUUAAUGCUCAAUCUGAAUAUCUUUCACAAAAUGUUCUUAAUGUAACAUCAAAAUAUAAAGAUAAAUUAAAUAUAAUUAAAGUUCGUUUAGAACAAGCAGAACAUAAAAGACAUGAAGUACAACUUCGUAAUGAAAAAUUUCAAAAUGAUAGACAACCGUUUGAUGUAAAAAAUGAUGAAAUACGAGAAAGUGUUAUAGUAACAAAAAUAUUUGAUGUUAAAAUUAUUCCAUCAGAUCAUUCAUUAUCGGAUGAAUAUGAAAAUCGAUAUUUAUAUGAAUUACAACAAGAACGAAAGGAAUUAAUGAGAAAGAUGCAAAAUGAAAAUGAACAAACGCAACAAAAAUUAUCUGAAUCAAUGCGUCGUUCAACAAUUGAUUCAUUAGUACAAGAAAAUCCAACUAAUUAUACAUAUUCAAAUUCUCAAAUACAAACAAAUGUUUUAAGGUUUAUCGAAACAAAAAAAAAAUUU